Messenger RNA from Harpegnathos saltator (Jerdon's jumping ant), 1144 nucleotides. RefSeq lists its product as uncharacterized. Gene Ontology annotation, biological process: chemosensory behavior; sensory perception of taste; male courtship behavior. The coding region runs from base 16 to 1110 and encodes 364 amino acids. The record is from RefSeq and is a predicted model, not a curated record. Lineage: Eukaryota; Metazoa; Arthropoda; Insecta; Hymenoptera; Formicidae. The transcript is spliced from 6 exons. Gene Ontology annotation, cellular component: membrane; axon; dendrite.
GCCAAGAUUGAUGGCAUGAUGGUGACUCUGAGUGACGUACGACCGCUCUUGCACAUCGCAAGAUUUUUCGGAUGCGGGUUCUAUGUAGUCGGCGAGGACGAUAUCGUGCCGAUGAGGCACGGCGCCGUUUACACGGCAUCGUUCGCGUUGUUCUAUACGGCCGUUUGCGUGAUGAAUUUUUACAUACUCUCGAAAGAGGACGUGCUAGGGCCGCGACUGCUGGCGCUCACCAUUGCGAGAACCGGCCUCUCGUACACUUGCGUCAUGACCGACAUCGCGUUGACCUUCUGGUCAAGCUGGAAAGUGCGUGCCGCACUCUCGCAAUUACGCAUCUUCGACCGAGCCACCAGGUACAAGGAGCACGUCAAGUCUGACACGGUGCGUUACGUCUGUUGGGUCCUGCCGUUCGUCAUCAUGGUGUUUUGGUCGAUUGCCGGAUAUCUGACGUUUCGUUGUGAGCCCAAAGAUCCACUAUUCAACGGUCUAACUUACACUUUCAUCAACACUACGCUGUCGAUGCAGCUAUUGAGAUUCAUCAGCCUGUCGUUCCUUCUACGUGAGAGAUUUCGUCAACUUUGUGAAAUAUUGCUGCUGCCCGAAGACGGCAAAAUCAUGGUGGUGGAUCGAUCGGCCCGGCAGCUGCGCUUGCAGGAAGUGUGGUGGCUGCACUCGUGCCUCGCCAACGCCACGGAGCUGAUAAAUUCCGUAUACGCGGUGCAGCUUCUGCUGUGGAUCGCCGGUGGGGCCUUCAACACCCUAACGCGCCUUUACACGAUGAACGAGCACAACUCAUUGUCGAUCUUCCUCAUCGCGAGGGAGAUAAUGAUGGUGUCCGCUUGCGCGACGAAUCUUCUGCUCAUUACCACCGUCUGUCACUCGAUCGCGGCGCAGGCAAACCGUGUUGGGAAGAUUGCCUUCUCGCCGUCAUCGGCCAUUGUCGCGAAACGCAACCUUGCGCAGGUAAACGUGGACGCUGCAACGUACUUUCAGCUGCAUCAGCUGCAUUUCUUCGCCGCUGCCGGACUCAUACGCAUCGAUCUUCCUCUGCUUCUGUCGAUAGCCUCCGGUAUCACCACGUACCUGGUGAUCCUUCACACGGCCAACAACUAACGUAAUCUCUGUGAUUGAGAGGCUCAUCGUUGCA